This is a messenger RNA of Thunnus maccoyii (southern bluefin tuna), 3291 nucleotides long. RefSeq names its product RNA-binding Raly-like protein. Gene Ontology annotation, cellular component: nucleus. The record is from RefSeq and is a predicted model, not a curated record. NCBI's taxonomy places the organism in Eukaryota, Metazoa, Chordata, Actinopteri, Scombriformes, Scombridae. The coding region runs from base 74 to 733 and encodes 219 amino acids. Gene Ontology annotation, molecular function: RNA binding. The transcript is spliced from 8 exons.
CACUCUCUCUCUGAGUCGACAAGUCUUCUGUUCCUCCUCCUCCUCCUCCUCCUCCUCCUCUUCUUCUGUUGUUAUGACCCAUUUCAGGAGCGACUGCCACAGAGACAGACACGCCGGGAUGAACGGCGAGCUGAGAGCCGGUCGCACCACGACGACCAAGAGAGGAAGCAGCGCCCUUGACAGAUCUGACUAUGAGAUGGAAUAUGACAGAUACCCGGAUGGCCACUAUAACAGGGUGUUUGACUACCAGCGCGUCCCCACCUCCGUCCCGGUGGAUCCCAGUCCCAUCAAACGCACCCGCCCUUCAUCCUCCUCCUCCUCUUCUUCCUCUUCCACAGCAGCUCUGAGGAUGAAGAGCAGCAGAGCGUCCAGCAGGAGCAACAAUACGCACGCCACCUCCUCCUCCUCCGGCAGCAGCAACGCCAAAUUGAAGAUGGCGGAGCUUCUGGCCAUAAAGAGGGAGCUGACGGUGAUCAAGGUUCAGAUCGACGGCCUGCUGGACUGCGUAGACAAGAUGGACAGACAGAGGAAGGACUGCUCAGAGUGUCCUCAGAGCAGGGAGCCCAGUAUGUCGGAUUCUCCUCACCGAGGUUCAGUCAGCAGUCUGGAGAGAGAAAGUCCUGAACCAGGAGAGGCCAGCGAGGACGAGCCGCUGCAUUACCAGCACUACUACCCCCACAGCUACCCCCACAGGAUAAAGCAGCAUCAGUCUGAUCUGGAAGACGACCUGUGAUGCUGCAGCUCAGAUCCUUCCAGAAACAGACGGUGCGGUUGGUGACAGCUGGGAUGAAAGAUGCUUCAACGAGGCGUUGGCAACAUGAACUGCAUUGGACUGACUCGCCUGAAUCUGUCCGUCACUGUCAGUUUCAUUUUUAUUCUGUUGCACCAUCUCGGGUUUUGGUUUCCAGUCCACAAUGAAAACAAAAUCCCCACUGGGGUUAGAUUGCUUAUUUUGGUGAUCCAUGCUAAAGUACUAACACAUGGGACAAUAUAGCUGAACUUGUGUUUUUUAAAAACCACCCUUAUCUGUGGUUUUAUGUAGUUUUUAGAUGGUUUCCCACAUUUCAGGCAGCCAUUGAUUUGAAUUACAGUCACUUCAGUAUGCUCUAAAAGCUUGCAAAGACUUGAGACUUUAUGUGAGCAAUUUAUUUAAUUUAACUUUAGUGCCCCGACAUCUUAAAACGAAUAGUGCACCUACCUAAAUAAGCAUUUAAUUUAUGAGUUAUUUGGAAUAUUUCUAGUAAUUGUCACACAAAUACGAUUGGUCCCUGAAAUCUUUAUGUUACAAUAUUCUAUAAUUUAGACUAUUUUACUGUAUAAAUUACACCCAGAUUGAAAAAAAAAAUCAUUUUCCUUACUAAAAAGGGUAAUUUUGGCCCCAUUUAUCACCAUAAUCUUGCUUCCCAUGUUGGACUCCACUCUGAUCAAUGUUAAUAAAGUAAAUGUGGCAGCAGCUGGCAGCUCCUUAUCAAACGGUUUAUUUUCAUCAAGCUUGUUUUCAUUAUGUGACCAGCUGUGUACAGAUCUGCAUUACAGUUCUGCAUUAAAGGCCCAGUGAUCACAGUUUUAUGACUCUCUGAAUGACACUGUUUGAUUCACUCAGGAAGUCAUGUACGAAGUGAAAUAUAGACAGUCUCUAACAAUUUCCUGAAAUAAAAAUUACAUGUAGUGGAUAUAAAUGGGGAGAUUGCAUUUUUCCUCUGUGAUAUUAUUAGAUUAAUGAUUGCAACAUUUUUAGCAGUCUGUCCCAUAAAGCUGACAGUUCCAUUUAUUAGCUUGUUUGGACAGAUUUAAUUUAUCAAGUAAAACAGUUUGGUACAGGUUGAAGGUUAGGUUUAAGGUUUCAGCUCAAUUUUGCAGUUCAAACAAUCUGCAGUUUGGUUUAGGUUAAUUAGUAUCUGAAAGUAUUUUGUAUCGGUUACUUCUUUGUUUAUUUGGCACUUAAAACAGGUUAGCUAACAGAUCAGUUUACAGUUUGGUUUAGGUCAUCUAGUGGAUCAGUUUAGCAGAAAAACAUUUUGGUCUAGGUUAGCUAGUUCAGUAGCUAAAGCAGUUUGCUACAGUUGAGCUAACAGAACAGUUUAGCAGCUUUAAUAGUUUGGUCAACUAACGUAAUGGAUCAGUUUGGCAGAUAAAACAAUGGACCUCAGUUUUCUAACAAAGUUAAACAGAUAACACAAUUUGGUUUAGGAAAGGUAACAGUUCAGAGGCUAAACUUAAGCUAAUGACACAAUUUAGCAGCUUAAACAGUUUAAUUUAAGUUAGCUAACAGAUUUAGCAGACAAUUAGUUUGGUUCAGAUCAGUUUACAGAUAAGUUUGGCAAAUAAAAAGUUUUGUUCAGGUUAGCAGCUAAAACAGCUUGGUCGAGGUUAGCAUUAGGUUUUAUUCCAGGUUCAAUUAAUGAACUUUACUCCCAGAAGAAAAUUUAUCAGCAUCAUCAGCUGGAGACUGAAGGUAAAAUACCAGUAUUGCCCCAGUAUUUCCCCUGACAGGUUAUAAAGCCUUGUACUGGAUUCUGGUACCCAAACAUCUAAUACAUUUUUAGCAUGAAAACAAUGCGCUAACUGUGUAGCAUUCCUGUUUUAAGAUAUCCAUACCAUAUCAUUUUUAGUGGCCCCAUCACACCAUUAAAUGACAAUUAAGCUUUUGUGCUGCAUUGUAUUUUUAUUGAGACAAUGCAAUUAAGUAUAUAUUACACAUUAAGUUUAUAAUAUUCAGUGUGUUUACACCAUUAUGUUCUGCUGCAGUGAUGCAAUGUCAUAUCAAUUCUUGUUUUUAGAUGCGCCACCACGGUCAUAUCUUGCUUUAUUUUAUGAUCAUUUUCAUUUUACCAGAUUUUGGGUGACUGGUUUUAUGGAGAGCACAGUCUGUUUAGAACAACUGUCAUCAAGUCAAACACUGACUUUUCCUCUAUAGCAUCUUUUCCCAGCUGGACAAUAUGGACAACUGUUACUGACUGUAAAUAUGUUGAGGGCGUUCAUGUAAAAUAUCUGUUGGGUUAAAAAAAAAAAAAAAAAAAGACUCUUGAAAAUAUUUAAGUGUACAAUAGUGGCUCUUUAUACUUAAUACAUUAUUUCAAACUUUUAAAAAGUGACACUAAAAUGUUUUAAUAAGAAAUCCUGUAACUGCAGAUACAGAAUAAUUUUGUAAAUAUGACAAUAUGACACUUCAUUUGGCUUCACUGUAGUUUUUGCUGUUGGUGUUUUUGUGUUUGUCCUCAAUGCUGAAUGUAAUCUAUUUCAAUGUAAGUGUAGUAAAGGUAUUUUUCAUAAAAUAGACGUUUGGUUGGA